AACCGCUUAGAUGAAGCCAUGGAAUCCGACAAGCUGAACGAGUUGAACCGGCAAAUAAAUGAAAUCAAAAAGCGGAUUCUACUGGCAGAGGGCCAGAAGACGGCCAAUGCGGCCGAAUGGCAGAAGCAGAACCGCAUCAACUGCGACACCAUCGGAACUCUGAAAAAGGACAUCAAGGAGCUGACGGUGAAGGCGAGUCGCCUGCGAAAUCCUCUCCAGCGUCCAGUUGUCAUCAAGGAGGGCGCCUCAUCUGGCGGCGGGGAGAACCGAAGGGCCCAUAGCUGCACACCCACUUUGAUUGUGGGCAAGGCCACUUAUCCUGUCGGAGCCAAGAAUGCUGAAGAUGCUAUUUUUCUGACCGAUCUGAAAAUCACAGAGAGCAGGAAGCAAUUAGAUCUUCUCAGACACAAGUUCAAGUCCCGGCAGCAGCACUUUAGCCGGCUGGUAGAGAAGUAUCGGGGUCUUUUGGCCAACAAGGAGGCACAGAACCAAAAUCUAGGCGAGAAACCUCCGGAAACACUCGAGGAAGAUGCCAACAGAAAGCUGGUGUGCCAGCUGGAGAACGAGAUUCAUCGCACUAAUGUCCAGUGGAUGGAGGCGGAACACAUCCGUAAGAAGUACCGCUCCAUCGAAGCUUCUCUGAUGACCGAUGCCGAGCGUUUCGAGCGCAGUCUUCGGGAGCUGGAGGCUUCUCUGAGUGACCAGAAAGCCGAGAUCGAGCGGUUGCAGCAGGUUCACAACGAAGCAGUCGAAAUGCGAGACGCCGCCAAGGUGAUUUUGCAGCGACAGGAGCAGCAGGCCAAUCUCUCGCAGAAGACACGUGAACGCCAAGCUCUGGACUUUCGCAAGCAGGUGGAAGCCCGCAAGCUGGAGCUUGAAAGGAUUGGUCGCAAGCUAUUUGCAGAGACAAAGACACUAGUUCAUCAGGACAGUGUGGGCUCAAGUUCGGGUGACCAGCACACGGCCAAGACGGAGAACGGCGAGGAGGAGCCGGUGUCUCAGCUGGAGAGUGUAACCAGUGACAUGGAAUCGCUGUUCAAGCAGCUCAUGGAGGCCUCCGGAGCCACCUCUCCAUUCGAGGUUUUCGAGAGGUUCAGUGCCCAGAAGGAGUCCGCUGCCAGGCUGAAUUAUCUGAGAAAGGCAGCCGAGGCAGAGAAGGCCAAUCUGGAGGCGGAGCGAGAGGCUCUAACCAGCGAGCUGGAGGCCUCCAAGUUCUCGGACGUCAAGGAGAGUGAAGUGAAUCAAGAAGUCAUCGAACAGAUCAAGAACAGCAUUGCGGCCAAGGAGCAGGAUCGCAAGCUAGACACUGACGAGGCGGACAAAUCGAUGGGUGUUCUCAAGUAUCUCAAGGAACGUAUCUGCGAGAUGAUUUUCAAGGUUCAGGAAGUGGACGAAAGCAAUAUUGAGAUACUAGAACGGAAACUCCACGUAAGCGUGGCAGAGCUACCAAAUUUUCUGGCCCAUACCGCCCAAGAUGAGGACUUGAUUGAGAUUCUCAAAUUGAAGAUCAAACGCUGCCAGGAGCUGAGCAAGUCCGAGGACGUGCCACCCUUUGAGAUACCCAAGCUGGACAUUGUAGAGGAGGAGGACGAGGAAAUGUACAAGGCGGAGCAGCCCAAGUCGCCGUCCGCCCCGGAGGGCGAGAAACCGCAACCCAUGCCCAUGUGCUACUACAAUCUCUUUGCCGGACGAGCCCAAAGGGCCGCCGGCACAUCCUCUUCCUCGCCGGAGCAGGCCCCAGCGGCUGUGGCCACCACAGAUGACGAUAAUGAAGUCCCAUCACGUAACUUCCUUAAGCGACAAUCUGUGCUCAUUGUGGAUUCCAAAUCCAGGCGAAAGCCCUUCCGACCAGCUCCUGGGGGAAGGCGCAAGUAA
Drosophila bipectinata is the source of this 1875-nucleotide messenger RNA. RefSeq names its product Coiled-coil domain containing protein 151 (gene CCDC151). The record is from RefSeq and is a predicted model, not a curated record. NCBI's taxonomy places the organism in Eukaryota, Metazoa, Arthropoda, Insecta, Diptera, Drosophilidae. Gene Ontology annotation, cellular component: ciliary rootlet; cilium; ciliary tip. Gene Ontology annotation, biological process: cilium movement; outer dynein arm assembly.